GGAAGUGUCGAGCUAGCGGACAGCGACCACAUCAGCAGACAGUAAACGCACGACGCGAAAUUAUCGAAGUCCUUUUCUCGAAGUUUCUCCGCGGAAACGUUCGUCUUUCUCUCGGUGUUCUCUCUCCGCGAAGGCUGAGCUGUAAGUCGGCCGCAGUCAUGUACCCGAAGGCGGUGUUUAUCGCGGUGGUUCUGGCGCUGAUUGGCGCGGCAGUCGCGUCAGACUCAGAUGGUUGUUCUUCUCUUACCUCCUGUGAGGCGUGUGAAAAUGCAACUCUGUGUGACUGGGUCAUCUGCUUGACACCAGCAUCAUCUCUUUGUCUCAACAAGACGGUUUCUUUGGACAAAAACUGCACCGUUGCUAACUGCUCAAGUGCCGCUAAUUCAACCCAGACUCCAACUUCUGCUCCUUCAACAACGUCUCAUGCCUCCGUUUCCUCCACCACCUCUCACACCAACGCCUCAGUUUCCACAGUCACACCGAUUCCCAGCAACACAUCCUCCACUUUGAUGCCAAAUACCACCACAGUCCCGCCUCACAAGAACUCAACGUUUGAUGCUGCGAGCUUCAUCGGUGGAAUAGUGCUGGUCUUGGGCCUACAGGCUGUUAUCUUUUUCCUCUACAAAUUCUGCAAAUCCAAGGACCGCAAUUACCACACCCUUUGAAGUGGCUGCACAUUAGGAUCCACAUCGUCCAAGCUUUCCUCUACAACUACACCCUUGUAGAGAAAACGACCCCGCUCAUGAUGGUAGACUCAGGCAGUGUUUCCAGGCAGGUUUCUCCCGACUUCUUUCAUUUUGUGCCACAGUGUUUUAGACCUGCUAUUCCUGUGUAAAAUUUAUUGACUUCCAAUUUUACAGAUUUCCUCUGGUAGGCAUUUAGGUCUUGAGCGUAUGGAUUACGUAAUUUGUUAGCAACCCCCACCUCCGUCAUGCCCUCAGUCUGCAACAAGCAUUUUCCAGCGAAUCGAGUGGGCUUGUUAUUUACAGCCCCUCUGCUCAUACCUUCAGUUAAUUGCGCCACGUGACGGCAAGAGAAUUACUCACAUAUACAGAGUUGAUUUCCUGUUGACUCUUUACAUUUUUACAUUCACAUACAAAAUCCUGAUGGGAAACACUGUUUGAGCUAUUCUUAAAUGUGACAACUGAUGGUUCAAAACUGCUUUUAGUCUGUUUAAUCUGUUUUCUCUCCUCCACACAACUGUUUUGUGUAUAACUGAUCAAAGGUGAUGGAAAAGAAGGAGCAGGGUUACUUACAAGGGAAUAAAAGCAACAUUUAAUCAUCUGA
Nematolebias whitei (Rio pearlfish) is the source of this 1287-nucleotide messenger RNA. RefSeq names its product CD164 molecule, sialomucin (gene cd164). Gene Ontology annotation, cellular component: cytoplasmic vesicle. Bases 159 to 665 code for a protein of 168 amino acids. The transcript has 6 exons. NCBI's taxonomy places the organism in Eukaryota, Metazoa, Chordata, Actinopteri, Cyprinodontiformes, Rivulidae. The record is from RefSeq and is a predicted model, not a curated record.